UUUGAGUUUUCAUGAUAUACCAACUCUGGUCACACUCUUUUUGGGGAGGAAAAAUAAAAACAAAGAAAAGAAAUUUUAAUUCCUAACAGAAUUUUGUAGAAUUUUAUUUAACAUAACUAGCCAAAUGGAGCCCAACGAUGAGGUGGUAGAACGCCAGAAACUAGUGAACGAUGUAGAAACGGAGGAGGAAGCCCAAAGCCAAAGUGCACCCAAAUCAGCCACCCCCGCCUCGCCCGCUGUACCAAAUAUCAAAAUCAAAGGAAUAUCUAGUGGAGAGACCACACGCAGCAGAAAUUCCGCUUCCUGUUCAAUAGAACGUACGAUAUCCGAAAAGGAGAAGGACAAAAGCCAGGGGCAGGGUCAAACAGCGACGAAGGUGACAUAUGUAAAUGAACGGCGACCACGCCCACAGGCACAUGUUGGAAGCGGCAGCGGAGGAGGCGGUGGUGAUGAAAGAUUCGAGUUCAAGACCCGGCCACGUAAAUUGCUCAAAGAUCGCGAUCAAAUGGAACCCACACACAGCAGUGCAAACAGCUUGAAUGCAAUCACUUUGGUGAGCAGCGAGUGGCUAGCACCUGAUCCCACAACCUCGAACAAGAAAACCACCUUAAUCCAACACAACACCAACAACAACAACAACGACAGCACAAAACCCAACAAUAACAAUCAACAUAAUAAUAGCAAUCAGAAUACACCGCGAUCGCAGCGUCGCAAGAAUCCUUCAGCCACGAUGCCAAAUACCAGUAUCCGCAGCGAUAAAUUCGACGAUCGUCCAAUAAAACAUCAUUCCUUUGUCUCCGAAGUUCCCGAUGUGAAGCACAUGGAGCGAGCUCUUCUAGGAUUGCUGGAUGACUUUCACUCCGGCAAGCUGAAGGCAUUCGCAGGUUCCGGCUGCACCAUGGACCAGAUGACCAAGAUCCGUGAGCAGCAGGAAAGCCUGGCCAAACUGCAUUUCGAGCUUGCUGCCGCCGAGGAGGAUUCCUUGGAGCACGGCAACGAGUUCAAUACCAACAAGGCUCAGGAGAAUAUGUUGCAGUUGAUGCAGCGUCUGGAACAGCUAUCCAUUUCCAUUGAGCAGCUGCAGACAAGCCACACGGGUCUCUGAGAUUUGGCUCAGCCGCAGGCUUGGGAUCAACGCCUGCUCUGGCUCUGAGCACAUUACUUUGAGGAAAACAAGUAACACCAAAAUACAGAAGGAAGACAUUUCGGAAUUCAGAUGAAGUUUUACACGAGAUUAGCGACUUUUCAACGGUUAGGGAGCUAUCAUUUAGGAUUUUGUGUAAAUAUUUUAAGUUUUACGCUUAAGUGGAAGGACUUGAUGGAUGGGCUUCUUAUGCUAAAUAGUUUAGCAAACUCGCAGUGAUUGUGAAACUAAUUUAGAUUAUCUUCGCAUAGCCAUAGAAAUAGCAUUAAAUUAUACAAAUGUAAUAGACGGUGCCAAGGGAUGGUGCUAAAAUGAUUCAUUUCAUUACAAUUCGAUUCGAUUUGAUUAUUGUGUGCUGCAGGUUAUCAAGCUUUUUGAUUACGAUAAAAAAUCUGUUCCGCUUAUUGUUUGUUAUAGUUAUUUGCAAUAUAUAUAUAUAUAUAAACACCUAAUCAUAUACAUGUACGGAACUCGGAACCUAUUAAAGUUAUCAUUUUUAUAAUGCA
Messenger RNA from Drosophila eugracilis, 1650 nucleotides. RefSeq names its product coiled-coil domain-containing protein 28B. Bases 125 to 1105 code for a protein of 326 amino acids. The transcript has 4 exons. The record is from RefSeq and is a predicted model, not a curated record. Lineage: Eukaryota; Metazoa; Arthropoda; Insecta; Diptera; Drosophilidae.